Nymphalis io (European peacock) is the source of this 1890-nucleotide messenger RNA. RefSeq names its product zinc finger protein 433-like. Gene Ontology annotation, cellular component: nucleus. Gene Ontology annotation, molecular function: RNA polymerase II transcription regulatory region sequence-specific DNA binding; DNA-binding transcription factor activity, RNA polymerase II-specific. NCBI's taxonomy places the organism in Eukaryota, Metazoa, Arthropoda, Insecta, Lepidoptera, Nymphalidae. Gene Ontology annotation, biological process: regulation of transcription by RNA polymerase II. The record is from RefSeq and is a predicted model, not a curated record.
AUGUGGGACACGCUGGUGUCCAAGGCGCUGAAUCUAGAUGACUUCAGGGACGAUUUGAAAGAUGAGAACGAGUCCGACUCGGACUACUUCCCGUCGGACACGUGCGCCGCCCCCCCGCGCUCGCCGCCCCCGCCGCCCCCCCGCGACCGCCUGCAGUGCGGCGAGUGCGGCAAGCGCGUGAGCAGCGCGUCCUACCUGCGCGUGCACGCGCGCACGCACAGCGGGGAGCGCCCCUACAAGUGCUACGUGUGCGGCGCCGGCUUCAUCACGUCCAGCAAGAUGCACCGACACGUGCUCACCCACCCGCAGUGCUGGGACGAUGAUGAAGUCAAGACAGAAAAUUUAGACAUCAAGAUGGAACCGUUGAAAGAUGGCGACGUCGUUGACGAUAAAAAGAAAUUAAAAAUGAAGAAAGCCCUCGCGAAGUUCUCGAAGAAGCCAAGGAGUUCGGAUAAGAAGAAAAAGCUCUAUCAGAAGCGACCACACGCUUGCGAGUUCUGUCAAAAGAGAUUUCUACACCUGGAGACGCUGCAGGUACAUAAAAAAUCCCACGAAGGCGAGUCGAUAGUGUACAAAUGCACGUUCUGCCUCGAUGAGCAGCAGGACGAGGCGACGUUGAAGGCGCACGAGGCGACGCACGACGGACCGAAGCCCUAUCUGUGCACGAUAUGCGGGAAGGGAUACAAGAAACGCGAGACGAUGAUAUACCACAGGAAGAACCAUAAGCCCGAGAAGGAGUACAUCUGCGACAUUUGCACGAAGAGCUUCAACGCGCAGUGCAAACUGCAGCGACACAUCGUCAGCCACCGCGCCGACAGAUUCGUGCUGCGCUACGAGUGCCCCGUGUGCGCGCACAUGUUCAACACCAAGUACCACGUGCAGAUGCAUCUCGCCACACACCAGAAGGAGGGGCUAAUCCAAGAGGAGAAUCGCAAUGAGAUCCUGGCGAUGGUGUUACAAAACGCGCGUAAGAUACCUAAAACGCCGGACGCGCCCUCCGCCCUCACCGACAUCGUACCGGCCGACGAGAGGAGUCGUGUCUGCAACAUAUGCGGGGAGAUAUUCCAGCACUUCUAUUACCUGGAGGAGCAUCUGAAGAGUCACGGCUCGAAAAUAGCUGUAGAAGACAAUGAAAAGGCUAAAGAAAAAAAACACAUAUGUAAAAUAUGCAAUAAAGGCUUUAAGCUACAUUAUUAUUUGAAAUUACAUAGUUUUACUCAUACUAAAGAGAAGCCGUUCAUUUGCCAGCAGUGCGGAAAGGGCUUCAUUACCAAAGGUAAGUUGAAAAGACAUUUGGAGACACACACCGGCUUGAAAAAAUACCAGUGUCAUAUUUGUUAUAAGUUCUUCACACGGCCCAGUUAUCUAAGGAUUCAUGUUAGGACUAUACACGGUACACAGGAUUAUAAUUUUAGACUAGAAAAACAGUAUGGGUUGUCUGCUGUACCCCUCAUGGGGCACUCCGCUUGAAUGGAGUCGAGCCACUUUUAAUAUAAGUGUACCUUACCUGUAAUUUUAUAUGGAGUGAUAAUUUUUUACCUGUCAAACGUUUAGGCAACUAAUGUCAAUUUUUUUUUUAAUUAUAUUAUUGACAAGAAUUCAAUGUUGAGACCAAAAUUUAAAUAUAUUAAUAAAAAAACAGGUUUAUAUAAAGAAUUGUAUGAAGUGGUAUUUUUAUGUAUUUUAUAAUGAAUAUAGGUACCUUGAUGCGGGUAUGUUGUUUAGUUUGUACGGUUUUAGUUUUCUAUAUAUGGGUGUAGCUGGGAUACUGGGGGGCACACACAGGGGAGCACAGUAACCGUUAUAAAGCACUUCUUAACUUGCAACUUGUGAUUAUUAUUUAAUUUAGUGUUUUAUAGUUUUAUUUAAUUGUAAAUCUUUUAGGGAUUU